Molecule: messenger RNA, 2762 nt
Organism: Rhododendron vialii
Lineage: Eukaryota; Viridiplantae; Streptophyta; Magnoliopsida; Ericales; Ericaceae
Product: putative pentatricopeptide repeat-containing protein At3g25970
Exons: 1
Coding region: 273-2378 (701 amino acids)
Biological process (GO): RNA modification
Molecular function (GO): RNA binding; protein binding
Source: RefSeq, a predicted model, not a curated record
UUAACCAAAUUGAAAUUGGCAACUUGGCAUGCAAAACCGCAUCCAUAUCACCGAAUCCGACGCGCAGAUAAACCCGAGUGUGUUACUGAGUCCGACGCAUUUUCCACUUGGAGCAGUACCCUAGAAUUCAAACUUUCACGCCUUUCUAAAUUCCUCACUUCGCAAUGGGUAUGGUGGUCUAAUCUUGAAAAAGAUUCAAUCUUUGAAAGUCACAGUGGGUGUUGAUUUACAAGAAAUUCAGGUUAUUCUUAAGGAGUACAAAUGGGUUAUGAAUGAGGCCAUUGCAUUCACUCAUUGAAAGCUCAGUGGCCUCAUUGUACAAAGUAUCAAGUACCCAUUCCUGGGCAAUCAAACUAGGCACCAUUACUGAUACUUAUACGGCAAACAACAUUUUAGGUAAGUACGCAAAAUGCAAAGAGUUGGGUGCCGCACUGAAGUUGUUCGACGAAAUGCCCGAGCGAGACACUGUUACGUGGAACACUAUGAUCGGUGGAUACGUAAAUUAUGGGGAUUUAGAGAGUGCUUGGGAGCUUCUGAAAAGCAUGAGAAGGUGUGGGUUUAUGGUUGAUGGUCAUACUUUUGGAAGCAUACUUAAAGGGGUUGCUAGUAAAGGAUGCAUUGAUCUUGGGUUGCAAGCACAUUCACUCAUUGUUAAGACUGGAUAUAGGGGAAAUGUUUUUGCAGCUAGUGCUCUUUUGGACAUGUAUGCCAAGUGUGACAGGGUUGAGGAUGCUUAUGUGGUGUUUCAAUUUAUGCUGGAACGUAACUCUGUCUCAUGGAAUGCCCUAAUUGCAGGGUAUGCUAAAGCGGGUGAUCGCGAGACUUCGUUUUUCUUAGUACAGUCUAUGGAACGGGAAGGUGUGAGGCUUGAUGAUGGGACCUUCGCUCCGCUUUUGACAUUGCUUGAUGACCCUGACUUUUAUGAAUUAACUAUGCUAAUCCAUGCUAAAAUCAUAAAGCUUGGGUUGCAAGCUGCCAACACUGUGUGCAAUGCCGUAAUUACUUCCUAUUCAGAGUGUGGAUCCAUUGAAGAUGCAAAUCAAGUGUUUGCAAGUGCUAGCAGUACCCGAGAUUUAGUUACUUGGAAUUCCAUGCUAGCAGCUUACCUAGCACAUAGCCAAGUAGCCCUUGCCUUCAAACUCUUGCUUGAGAUGCAAGAGCUUGGAUUCAAACCAGACAUCUACACAUACACCAGCAUAAUAAGCGCUUGUUUUGAAGAUGCACAUCUAAAUCAAGGAAAAUCCUUGCAUGCUUUGGUAAUUAAGAGUGGGUUGGAACUACUAACACCAAUCUCUAAUUCGUUGAUGGGUAUGUACCUCAAAUCAACUAAAAUGUAUGUGGAUGAUGCAAUAGAGAUAUUUGAAUCCAUGGAUUUGAAGGACAAUGUUUCUUGGAAUUCAAUUUUGACCGGACUCUCACAGUAUGGGUUGAGUGAACAUGCAGUAAAAUUAUUUCGGAAAUUGCAAUUGUGUCCCCUAGACCCGGAUCACUAUGUGUUUUCGGCUGUUCUUAGAUCUUGCUCAGAUUUGGCAACCCUCCAAUUGGGUCAACAAGUUCAUGGCUUGGCACUUCAAUUAGGCUUUCAGUUGAAUGAUUUUGUAGCAAGCUCCUUGAUUUUUAUGUAUUCCAAGUGUGGGAUUGUUGAGGAUGCUCGAAAGGCCUUCGAAGCUACCCCUAAAGACACCUCAAUCACUUGGAACUCGAUCAUGUUUGGGUACGCGCAGCAUGGGCAAGGUAAAGCUGCACUAGACUUGUUCUUCCUAAUGAGAGAUAGCAACGUAAAACUGGAUCACAUAACUUUUGUGGCAGUUUUGACUGCAUGUAGCCACAUUGGUUUGGUAGAAGAAGGUUGCAGUAUUCUAAAAUGUAUGGAAUCUGAUUAUGGAAUUUGUCCCAAAAUGGAGCAUUAUGCUUGUGGGAUCGAUCUCCUUGGGCGGGCUGGCCGUCUAGAGGAGGCAAAAGCCUUGCUUGAAGCAAUGCCAUUUGAACCAGAUGCAAUGGUAUGGAAAACUCUGUUGGGUGCUUGUAGGAGUUGUGGUGAUAUAGAGAUGGCUACUCAAGUAGCAAGUCGUGUACUAGAAUUAGAGCCUGAGGAGCACUGUACUUAUGUUCUCCUGUCUAACAUGUAUGGGCACCUUAAGAGAUGGGAUGAACAAGCUAGUGUGAAGAGGUUGAUGCGAGAGAGUGGGCUUAGGAAGCUACCUGGUUGGAGUUGGAUCGAAGUUAACAAUGCUGUGCAUUCUUUUAAUGCUGAAGAUCAUUCCCACCCUUGCUUUCACGCGAUAUACCAGGUGCUGGAAGAAUUGGCAGGUGAAAUCAAGAAUUUGGAAAAGGCGAUUUAUUUGGAACUUAUUUGUGAUUUGGGCUGUCUGGACUGAUGAUGUAAUUCAAGAUGCUCAUGGGACUGAUUUCAACUCCUAAUGAUGUUGACUGAUGGCUAUUAAUGCAAUGGAAGUGUCUUCCAGGGUAGUAAUGAGGAAAUAUUGUCUUGAUCAUCUUGCUUGACAUUAGAUUGUUGCAUUGUUUGCUGUGUGGAAAAUGAAGGUGCUGUGGUGAACAACCUUUUUAGAAUCUGGUUUGUUGUGUGCAAUGCAUAACCCAACAAAUAUGAUGGGAAGAUGAUAUUAAGCAUUCGACAAUGUUAAUCGCUCAUAAAUUUAUCAUGACGGAAGGAUUGACGUACAGGAUAUUACUUUGUUGUUUAGGCUAAUGAAUGUGUUAACGACUGAAAAUCAAUCAUCAAACCGGUAUCUUUUGAGUUC